This is a messenger RNA of Penaeus indicus, 391 nucleotides long. Its product is annotated as endoglucanase A-like. Bases 95 to 391 code for a protein of 98 amino acids. The transcript has 2 exons. Lineage: Eukaryota; Metazoa; Arthropoda; Malacostraca; Decapoda; Penaeidae. The record is from RefSeq and is a predicted model, not a curated record.
UCACCAUCGCCCUUAUCUCCACUGAUAGCAGACAGAGCCAAUAGUCCCUGUGGCACAGCUACGUAGACAUUUGGUAGUGGCCGCAGUUGAGAAUAUGACGAAACGCUGGACAAGAAUUUCCCUCUUGGUGAUGUUCGCCAUUCUUAUGCAGAGUGGAAGAGCUAUUAAACCUGCCAACUCUGCUUCUGCUGCCUCAAGCAUUGAAUUGGACGGCCCUGAUUCAGACAAUACCUCCAGUUCUGUUUCAUCAACCUUUACUUCAGACAGUAGCUCUAGUUCUGUUGCAUCAAAUACUGAGAGUUCAUACAGUAGCUCCAGUUCUGUUGAAUCAAAUACUGAGAGUUCAUACAGUAGCUCCAGUUCUGUUGCAUCAAAUACUGAGAGUUCAUAG